ACAGUCUUCAGUGCACUGUCAGUAUGUUCUAGUUUCUUAUGACUGAUGUAGGUAUUUGGGGCUUCAAUCUGUGUCAGAGAAGCUUUAGAGGAAGUGUCCCUGCCAGGCUGUUAUAUUUUGGAAGUCUGCACACUGAUAAGCUGGGAUAUGAAUGGAUAUGAAAGCUCCAUUCUCAGUCAGGAGUUUUUUGAAUGUGUGCUCUGAAUUAAUACUGUUUUCGUUUCCCCUCUUUCAGGUAUUCACUUAUAAACAGAGCACGAUCACACACCAAAAAGUAACACCUAUGCAUCAAACCAGCACAGAGAGCGUGGAAGACAUGGCAGCACUUGUAGAUCUCCAUGAAGGCUCCAUUAUGCACAACUUAUUCCAGCGAUAUCAGCAAGAUAAAAUCUAUACCUACAUCGGAUCGAUAGUCGCCUCUGUGAACCCCUACAAGAGCAUCCCGGGGCUGUACGAUGGCGCGGCCAUGGAGCGAUACAGCAAGCACCACCUGGGAGAGAUGGCCCCGCACAUCUUCGCCGUGGCCAACGAGUGCUACCGCUGCCUCUGGAAGCGCCACGACAGCCAGUGCAUCCUCAUCAGUGGCGAAAGUGGUGCUGGUAAGACGGAGAGCACUAAGCUGAUUCUCAAGUUCUUGUCUGCCAUGAGCCAACAUUCACUGGAGCUGUCCUCCAGAGAGAAGACCUCCUGUGUGGAGCGAGCUAUUCUUGAGAGCAGUCCAAUUAUGGAAGCUUUUGGCAAUGCGAAGACUGUUUACAACAACAACUCAAGUCGCUUUGGGAAGUUUAUUCAGCUGAACAUCUGUCAGAAAGGAAACAUUCAGGGAGGAAGAAUUAUGGAUUAUUUAUUGGAAAAAAAUCGUGUAGUAAGACAAAACCCCGGGGAAAGAAAUUAUCAUAUAUUCUAUGCUCUGCUGGCAGGGAUAGAAGAGAGAGAGAAAGAUGCUUUUUACUUAUCUGUACCUGAGAACUACCACUACCUGAACCAGUCUGGAUGUAUAGCGGAUAAGACAAUCAGUGACAAAGAUUCUUUCAAGGAAGUCAUUACUGCAAUGGAAGUGAUGGAGUUCAGCAGGGAGGAAGUACGAGAAGUUCUGAGGCUGCUGGCUGGCAUUUUGCAUCUGGGAAAUGUUGAGUUCAUCACUGCUGGUGGGGCACAAGUGUCCUUUAAAACAGCCCUGGGUAGAUCUGCUGAGUUACUGGGGUUGGACUCCACACAGCUAACAGAAGCAUUGACUCAGAGGUCGAUGAUUCUCAGGGGAGAGGAAAUCCUAACACCUCUUAGUAUACAACAGGCAAUAGACAGCAGAGAUUCUAUGGCUAUGGCACUUUAUUCUCAGUGUUUUGCAUGGGUCAUUAAGAAAAUCAAUAGCAGAAUCAGGAGCAAGGAAGACUUUAAGACUAUUGGAAUAUUGGACAUAUUCGGAUUUGAAAACUUUGAGGUAAACCGUUUUGAGCAGUUCAAUAUUAACUAUGCAAAUGAGAAGCUUCAGGAGUAUUUCAACAAACAUAUCUUUUCCUUGGAGCAACUGGAAUACAGCAGGGAAGGACUAAUUUGGGAGGAUAUUGACUGGACAGACAAUGGAGAAUGCUUGGAUCUUAUUGAAAAGAAACUGGGACUACUGGCACUCAUCAAUGAGGAGAGCCAUUUUCCUCAAGCUACAGACUCCACCUUACUGGAGAAGUUGAAUGCCCAGCAUGCUAACAAUCCUUUUUAUGUAAAACCAAGGGUUGCUGUUCACAACUUUGGAGUGAAGCACUACGCUGGGGAGGUCCAGUAUGAUGUCAGGGGGAUCUUGGAGAAGAACAGAGAUACUUUUAGGGAUGAUCUCCUGAACUUGUUACGUGAAAGCAGUCUUGAUUUCAUCUAUGAUCUAUUUGAACACGUUUCAAGUCGCAACAAUCAGGACACUCUUAAAUGUGGAAGCAAGCACCGAAAACCCACUGUGAGUCUCCAGUUCAAGGAAUCACUUCAUUCUUUAAUGGCAACCCUGAGUUCUUCAAACCCCUUCUUUGUUCGGUGCAUCAAACCCAACGUGCAGAAGAUGCCAGACCAGUUUGAUCAGACAGUGGUGCUCAACCAGCUGCGCUAUUCUGGGAUGUUGGAGACGGUCAGGAUUCGGAGGGCUGGUUUCCCAGUCCGGAGGCCCUUUCAAGACUUUUAUAAAAGGUAUAAAGUCCUCAUGAGAAACUUAACUCUCCCUGAAGAUUUAAAUGAGAAAUGUGCUGUCUUACUUCGUCUGUAUGACAACACAAGCACUGAAUGGCAGCUUGGAAAAAAUAAGGUGUUUCUCCGGGAGUCCUUAGAACACAAGUUGGAGAAACAGCGAGAGGUGGAAGUCACCAAGGCAGCAAUGAUCAUCCGAGCACACAUCUUGGGUUAUGCAGCCCGAAAGCGGUAUAGAAAGGUUCUCUACUAUGUGGUUGUGAUACAGAAGAACUACAGAGCAUUCAGUGGAAGGAAGAAGUUCCUGUGCCUGAAGAGAGCAGCCACAGUCCUUCAGAAGCAGCGGCGAGGCCAGCUCGCUCGGCGUCUUUACAGGGAGCGACUGGAGGAGAAGCGGAGACAAGAGGAGGAAAGAAGAAAAGAGGAGGAGGAAAGGGAAAGACAAAGGCAAGAAGCAGAGCGUCUUGCCCAGCAGGCUGAAGAAGAGAGAAAGAAGCAGGAACUGGCUGCCAUUCAGAAAGCUCAGAAGGAGGCAGAGCUGAAGAAAGAGGUGGAGAAGCAGAAAGAAAGCAGGCAGGUGGAAGAAAUCCUGCGUCUGGAAAAAGAAAUCGAAGACCUGCAGCGUGUGAAGAAGCAGCAGGAGCUGUCCUUGACAGAGGCUUCAUUACAGAGGCUGCAGCAGCGUCGAGAUGAGGAGCUCCGGCGGCUUGAGGAUGAAGCAUGUCGAGCAGCCCAGGAGUUCCUGGAAUCUCUGAACUUUGAUGAGAUUGACGAAUGUGUCCGAAACAUUGAGAGGUCUCUCUCUGUGGGCAGUGGGUAUCCUGCUGAGCUGGCUGAACAGACUGGAAAUGCCUGCAGUGAAAAGCCCAAUUUUAACUUCAGCCAGCCAUAUCCCGAGGAAGAGGUAGAUGAGGGCUUUGAAGCUGAUGAUGAUGCAUUUAAGGAUUCGCCCAACCCGAGUGAGCAUGGCCAUUCUGAUCAAAGGACCAGUGGCAUCAGAACAAGCGAUGAUUCCUCAGAAGAGGAUCCUUAUAUGAAUGAUACCGUGGUGCCAACAAUUCCUGCUGCCAGCGACGCCAUGGUCAUUCCUCCUGCCCAUGACACAGUGAGCCUCCACAACUCUUCAAGCGGCGAAUCCACGUACUGCAUGCCAGAAAAUGUGUCCUGCAGACCCCCAAAUUCUGUGGAACUUAUUUCUCCCGACGGAGACUAUGAUUAUGACCAGGAUGAUUAUGAAGAUGGUGCUAUCACUUCUGGCAGCAGUGUGACCUUCUCUAACUCACACAGUAGCCAGUGGUCACCGGACUACCGCUGUUCAGUGGGGACGUACAAUAGCUCUGGAGCAUACCGGUUCAGCUCUGAGGGAGCUCAGUCUUCUUUUGAAGACAGCGAAGAAGAUUUUGACUCCAGGUUUGAUACAGAUGAUGAACUUUCCUACCGGAGGGAUUCAGUCUAUAGCUGUGUCAGUCUGCCCUACUUUCACAGUUUUCUGUACAUGAAAGGUGGCUUAAUCAACACAUGGAAGCGACGCUGGUGUGUCCUGAAAGAUGAGACCUUCCUGUGGUUUCGUUCUAAGCAGGAAGCACUUAAGCAGGGUUGGCUUCACAAAAAGGGGGGUGGAUCAUCUACCCUUUCCAGAAGGAACUGGAAGAAAAGAUGGUUUGUUCUCAGACAGUCCAGGUUGAUGUACUUUGAAAAUGACAGUGAAGAAAAGCUAAAGGGUGCCAUGGAUGUCCGAACUGCCAAAGAAAUUGUUGAUAAUACAGGCAAAGAAAAUGGUAUUGAUCUAAUAAUGAGUGAUAGGACCUACCACUUAAUUGCUGAAUCUCCUGAGGAUGCAAGCCAGUGGUUCAGUGUACUGAGUCAAGUCCAUGCGUCCACAGAGCAGGAGAUCCGGGAGAUGCAUGAUGAGCAGGCGAAUCCACAGAAUGCUGUGGGUACACUCGAUGUAGGACUAAUUGAUUCUGUCUGUGCUGCUGACAAUCCAGAUAGACCCAAUUCAUUUGUGAUCAUCACUGCUAAUCGUGUUCUUCACUGUAAUGCUGACACUCCUGAAGAGAUGCAUCACUGGAUAACCCUGCUCCAGAGGUCAAAGGGGGACACUAGAGUGGAGGGACAAGAAUUCAUUGUGAGGGGGUGGCUACACAAGGAAGUAAAGAACAACCCAAAGAUGUCCUCAUUAAAACUAAAGAAGCGUUGGUUUGUUUUAACGCACAAUUCUUUGGACUACUACAAGAGUUCAGAGAAAAAUGCUCUGAAAUUGGGUACACUGGUCUUGAACAGCCUCUGCUCAGUGGUCCCACCUGAUGAAAAAAUCUUCAAAGAGACAGGUUACUGGAAUGUGACUGUGUACGGACGCAAACACUGUUACCGCCUCCAUACGAAAUUGCUCAAUGAGGCAACCCGCUGGUCAAGUGCCAUCCAGAACGUGAUUGACACAAAGGCACCCAUUGAUACUCCAACUCAGCAGCUUAUUCAGGAUAUUAAGGAAAACUGCCUGAAUGCUGAUGUGGUUGAACAGAUUUAUAAGAGGAAUCCUAUUCUCCGUUACACUCAUCAUCCAUUGCACUCACCAUUACUGCCACUGCCAUAUGGGGACAUCAAUCUAAACUUGCUGAAAGACAAAGGCUACACAACUCUGCAGGAUGAAGCCAUCAAGAUAUUUAAUUCUUUACAGCAGCUGGAGUCUAUGUCUGAUCCCAUCCCUAUAAUCCAAGGUAUCCUCCAAACAGGACACGAUUUACGACCUCUCCGAGAUGAGCUCUACUGUCAGCUCAUCAAGCAAACCAAUAAAGUGCCUAACCCCGGGAGCGUGGGGAACCUCUAUAGUUGGCAAAUACUCACCUGCAUGAGUUGCACAUUUCUGCCCAGUCGCAGCAUCCUCAAAUAUCUCAAGUUUCAUCUCAAAAGGGUUCGUGACCAGUUUCCAGGAACUGAAAUGGAGAAAUACGCACUUUUUACUUACGAAUCUCUGAAGAAAACCAAAUGCAGAGAGUUUGUGCCAUCACGAGAUGAAAUAGAAGCGCUGAUUGGCAGGCAGGAGAUGACAUCCACAGUUUAUUGCCAUGGUGGGGGCUCCUGUAAGAUUACAAUCAACUCACACACUACAGCUGGAGAGGUGGUUGAAAAGUUAAUUCGUGGCUUGGCCAUGGAGGAUAGCAGAAAUAUGUUUGCUUUGUUUGAAUACAACGGGACUACUGAUAAAGCAAUUGAAAGCAGAACCAUUGUAGCUGAUGUCUUGGCAAAGUUUGAAAAGCUUGCUGCCACUGCUGAAGCUGGGGAGAUGCACUGGAAGUUCUACUUCAAGCUCUACUGUUUCCUGGACACAGAAAACGUCCCAAAAGAUAGCGUGGAAUUUGCCUUUAUGUUUGAGCAGGCUCAUGAAGCAGUAAUUAAAGGACAUUAUCCUGCUCCUGAGGAAACGCUCCAGGUCCUUGCAGCUUUGCGUCUUCAGUACCUUCAGGGAGAUUACACUGUGCACACCACCAUACCAGAACUGGAGGAAGUCUAUCCCUUGCAAAAGCUGAAGUCUAGGAUUACACAGUCGACCAAAACAUUUACUGUAUCAGAGAAGGCUGAGAAGAAACGAGCCAGCUUUCUUGAAGGAACGCUGCGGAGGAGUUUCCGCAGUGGCUCUAUCAGCAAACAGAAGGUUGAGGAGGAUCAGAUGUUAGACAUGUGGGUCAAAGAGGAAAUCUCAGCUUGCAGGACUAGUAUUAUUGACAAAUGGAAAAAACUCCAGAGGAUGAAUCAGGAGCAGGCCAUGGCAAAGUACAUGGCUUUGAUUAAGGAAUGGCCUGGCUAUGGUUCAACACUCUUUGACGUAGAGUGCAAAGAAGGGGGAUUCCCACAGGAGUUGUGGCUUGGAGUCAGCGCUGAUGCAGUUUCUGUCUACAAGCGUGGGGAAGGCAGGCCUCUGGAGGUGUUCCAGUACGAACAUAUCUUGUCAUUUGGUGCUCCACUUGCCAACACCUACAAGAUCGUGGUGGAUGAAAGAGAACUGCUUUUUGAAACUAGCGAGGUGGUUGACAUUGCAAAGCUGAUGAAAGCUUACAUCAGUAUGAUCGUGAAAAAACGCUACAGCACCUCUCGAUCCGUGAGUAGUCAUGGAAGUCAGGGCAGCUCCAGGUGAAAACAAAACCAGUUCUACUGCGCCCUAAAUAGAAUAUAUCACUCCUUGGCCUCUGAACGACCUGGGACAUUGAUCACAUUUGUUGACAAGCUAACCAAGAACCAGAGUUUCAACGGAAAAUAUCUUCAAUGUUUUAGAAAGACCACAGGAGGGCAGGGGAAAAUCAGCUGAAAUAGUCACAUACUACAACUGCUGACUCAUUCAAAACUUUCCAAAGCAUUAUUACCUUCAGUUGAUGUAACAAAUGCCUUAAGACUCGAUCCACUGCAAUACAAGCAGUAAUAAGUGCCUUACAAUAUAAGCCUAACUUCUAUUGACCUAAAAUUACUGAUAAAAGUCAAGAGGAUUUCCUUUGUCCUUUCAGAACACUGAAAACAAAGUUAUAUUCAUCCGUUCUGCACUAAUCUACUGGCCUGUAUACAGGUGGGAAGGGGGAGGGAAGAAGAGCAAGGUAUAUUUUUUGGAGCGCUGCUGGCAGCUUUCCUGAUGGACGCCAACACUUUGUUUCCCCUUGCUUCCGUGGGUGUGCACAUUGUGCAUGCGUAUUUGAGCUGUCAGUAAAAUUUGACAAAUUUUAUUCUGUAUUUCACAAGUCUUUUGAAGCAAAGGGAAUAAGUAUGUGCAAUGGUGUAAACAGUCUUUCUGUACAUUUUAAUAGUUCAGAGUUAUAGUUGUUACAAUUGUAUGGUUACUUUAUAAGCAGUUUUAUUAACAAGUAAAUUCCAAAAUUUUCAUACAUUGAUUUUACUUUUGCAAAUAUGUAUUACCAUAUAAGUAGCAGAAGUCUGCAUUCUGUAUCUGCUGUAUGAUAAAGAGAGAUGUAGCUGAGAAUAUUUAUAGACUACCCUAAUAUGGAAAUACAGUUAUCAGUUCAGUUCUUCAUAAUGUCCGCUUAAGUUUUUAAUAUUAAUUUUUUUCUUUAAAAGACAUCACUGUUUUAUACUUCUGGCUGGACUCUUCAACCCAGACUGACUGCCAAAGGCCAGAGCCCUUCAGAGUUGACUAGAGAAGGCAACGUUAUACAAUGCAACUGCUUUAAUACAGAGUUCUCUAUUUUACCUGGUUGCCUGAUGAAGGUUCUUGACAGUACCCUGUAAAUAAAUUGGGGAAUAUCGGCUAAUAAUAAUUUGAUUUUGGACUUUUAUUUUUGUACAGAAAUACUGUAAUAUAAGGCAAAACUUUGUUCAAAGGUGUCUUUUUGUCCACAGCAAAAAAAAAAAAAAGAAAAAAAAAGAAACCUGAAAAACCUUACUGUUGUUAAAAACCUCAGCCUUUAAGAAAUCAUGCCUACUUACAGGGAAAAAAAGUCCAGCAAUAAAGAAAAUAUAU
This is a messenger RNA of Sturnus vulgaris (Common starling), 7627 nucleotides long. RefSeq names its product myosin X (gene MYO10). The record is from RefSeq and is a predicted model, not a curated record. Gene Ontology annotation, biological process: regulation of cell shape; cytoskeleton-dependent intracellular transport; regulation of filopodium assembly. Gene Ontology annotation, molecular function: actin filament binding; phosphatidylinositol-3,4,5-trisphosphate binding; plus-end directed microfilament motor activity. Gene Ontology annotation, cellular component: filopodium; myosin complex; cytoskeleton. Lineage: Eukaryota; Metazoa; Chordata; Aves; Passeriformes; Sturnidae.